Molecule: messenger RNA, 246 nt
Organism: Stylonychia lemnae
Lineage: Eukaryota; Ciliophora; Spirotrichea; Sporadotrichida; Oxytrichidae
Source: the annotation of a GenBank genome assembly
AUGGUUGAUGUAAGUAAGAAAAACCCAACUAUUAGGACAGCUGAGACUCAGUGUAUAAUGUAAAUGAAUCAAGAAGCCUAUAAUAAACUUAAAGACAAAUAACUUAGCAAAGGUGAUGCUUUAACGAUGGCUGAGAUUGCAGGCAUAAUGGGUGCGAAGAGAACUUAAGAUUUAGUAAGUCUCAGUAAGGAAAAUAAUGAAUUGACUGCUAUUUUAGAUUCCCUUGUGCCAUCAAAUUUCACUUGA